Messenger RNA from Penicillium manginii, 1032 nucleotides. RefSeq names its product alpha/beta hydrolase. The coding region runs from base 1 to 1032 and encodes 343 amino acids. Lineage: Eukaryota; Fungi; Ascomycota; Eurotiomycetes; Eurotiales; Aspergillaceae. The transcript has a single exon. The record is from RefSeq and is a predicted model, not a curated record.
AUGAAAUCGAUUAAUCAGUGUAUCCUCGCGCUCAGCAUGGGAGUUUCAGCCAUUGCACAAAACAUGACUUACGGGGCCAAAAAUUUCUAUCGCAGCAACAACGUGACAGUCCAACCGAUCAGUUUCCCAACACAAUACAGGACAACAGUCGCAGGCAAUCUCUUCUAUCUUAAAGGCCAGAGCAACGGCGCUGCACCUGCCGUCGUCGUCGGCCAUCCUAUGGGUGCAGUUAAAGAACAGAGUGCCAACCUCUACGCAACCAGACUUGCCGAGCAGGGAUUCAUUACGGUCUCUAUCGAUCUCCCAUUUUGGGGUGCGAGCAUGGGUGAGCCGCGCAAUGUCGUAUUGCCCGAUCUCUACGCAGAGGCAUUCAGCGCCGCAGUUGAUUAUCUGGGCAUCCAGAACAUAACGUCCGUUGACCGCGAGCGGAUAGGAGGACUCGGUAUAUGUGGUAGUGGCUCCUUCGUGAUUAGCGCUGCAAAGCUGGACUCGAGAAUCAAGGCUAUUGCUACAGCAAGCAUGUACGAUAUGGGUACUCUCGCCCGCCAGGGGUUACAAAAUUCGCAAAGUGUCGACCAGCUGAAGGAAACAAUCGACGAAGCCUCACAGCAACGCUGGACUGAGAGUGAUGGUGGCGAAACGCAGUAUACCAGCGGUACCAUAAAUCAUCUCACAGCAAAUGCCACUGCAGUCGAACGUGAGUUUUACGACUACUACCGUACCAAGCGUGGCGAGUUUGUGCCUGUUGGAUCGACAUUAGAUCUCACCACUCAUCCCACGCUCUCGACCUUCACAAAAUUCAUCAAUUUCUAUCCAUUUAAUGGUAUCGAGACAAUAUCACCUCGCCCGAUGCUGUUCAUUGCCGGCGACCAGGCACACUCUCGCCAGUUUAGCCAGGACGCUUAUUCACGUGCUGCUGAGCCGAAGGAGCUCCUCUGGGUACCGGGUGCUGGUCACGUCGAUCUAUACGAUCGUACCCGUCUUAUCCCGUUUCAACGACUCACUGAGUUUUUUCAAACAAAUCUUGCGUGA